UCCAUCGUGGUAGGUGUGGCGGAUGGCAGAGGGUUCCAUCUUCGGCCGCCCUCCUCGGUGCUUAUUGGUCGGAGAAUCGGUACACGGGUUCUGGUUUCCAGGCUGAAACCCGUACACCGUUCUGGGUAAACGGGCGGAGCUUGCCGUUUCUCCCCGAGGACCUAGUGGGGAGAAGCCAUCGGUGCUCCUGGCAGAAGGCCGAAUCGUAAAUCAUGACCAGUCGGUCGCUCGAAGCGCAUCGUGACAAACAGCCUGAAAACCGUUGGAAAACAUUCGAGACCUCGGGAUCGAUCGCGUCUACGAGGCAAUCUAUAAUUUCGUUUCUAUCGGGCCGAUUCGUUAGCCAGGAGACGUUCGCGCGAACCGUUCCCAGUGACACGAGCCACCUGUUCGGAUCGACGAAUGGAUCUAGAGACCAACCGAUCGUGAAGUUUUAAUGUGAAACGUGCGUGGGGAAAGCCCUGAUCACCGAGUGAUAGACUUCUACCAAUCAAGAGGAACAGAUCAAAGCCUGUUUUCUCUAGAGCGAUCAUGUGCAGCAACGAGAGUCCUCCUCCGUCGAAGGAGCCGCUGGCCGUCGGUCUGGGCAAUCCAAUGGCAGGCUUUCUGCCUGGUCUCGAACACUAUCGUUUGCAAUUGUACCAUUACGCGAUGGCGGAGCGACUGAGGUUGGCUCAGCAGCUGCAUCCUCAGCAUCCAGGAGUCGGUCAUCCGCCGUCCAGUGCUUCUGCUCACUUAGGGAUGAGUCCUGGUUUCCCGGCACCGCUGCCUCUGUACCCGGCGGCGGCUGCCGCGGCGGGCUACCCGAGUAGAUUGGCUCUGUCCAUGGCUCUGUUGCAUCCUCAUCAUCAGCGAAUACCAGAGGAGCCGAAGCCUCAACACAGCUACAUAGGAUUGAUCGCCAUGGCGAUCCUGUCGUCGCCCGAGAAGAAGUUGGUGCUCUCCGACAUUUACCAGCACAUCCUCGAGCACUAUCCGUACUUCCGUACCCGCGGCCCAGGUUGGCGGAACUCCAUCAGGCACAAUCUGUCGUUGAACGACUGCUUCGUCAAGUCUGGGAGAAGCGCGAACGGGAAAGGUCAUUACUGGGCCAUCCACCCUGCCAAUCUCGAGGACUUUCGACGUGGUGAUUUCCGUAGACGCAAGGCGCAGAGGAAAGUCCGCAGGCACAUGGGGUUGGCGGUCGACGAGGAGCCCGACAGCCCCAGUCCACCUCCUUUGCCCGCCACUCCGCCUCCGCCGGCAACCCUUGGACCCGUCGCGUCGCAGCCCAUACCUGGAAUCUGGACGCCUCAUCAUCACCAUCCCCAUCAUCAGCAGCAGCAACAGCAACAGCAGGGCCAACAGCAGACGUUUCAGAGUCAAUCGCUGCGACAGUCGUCGUUUCAACCCACGAGGAAGAGACAGUUCGAUGUCGCGUCCCUGCUCGCGCCUGACGACCAACAUCAGAUAGAAUCCGAUCUCAGGCCCGUCAAGUCGAGGAGGUUCAGCUGCAGCGAGGACGAGCUCCACGAUCUCCAGGAGCCUGACCAGGACGAAGAGGACGUGGACGUGGACGUCGUCGCCGAAACGAACGCUCUCCCGUCGCCCAACACCCCGUCGGUCAGUCCCGACGCCAAAGUCAUCUCCCCCGACGGCCACUGGACCAACCAGGGUAUACAGAACACCAGCCCCCAGCUAGCAGGAUUACACAUUCACAAUCAUCUGCAAGUCAGGAGUUACUACGUGUCCGCCGCCUCGAGUACCGGAUCCAGCGUCUAAUGGCCCGUAGAACCUAGUCGUCGUGCUCCGAGUGUCCUGGAUCGUCCCCGUACCUUCGUACAGCGAGCCUAACGAGUGACGAAGCUGACGGGAAACGAGUUUCGACUUUGGACAUUCCUUUCGUUCCGAGAAAGAAACGAACUCUUCGGGGUCUAGGCUCCAAAAAGAAAGGAAGGAAGGCAGAGAAUCCUUCUGGCUGACUAGUCGUGCCAAAUAACGAGAUCGUCGAGUUCCUCCGAUAUGCCAACUUAACGUUAACCUCGGGUUUGAACAUUAGUGUAGUUGUCGUCGCACGGUGGUCAGCGUUAUCAGUCGAAUCUUAAACGCGGUCUCCUCGUGAACAUUGGUAACGAACAAUCAAUUCCCACGUCGUUUUCGCAAAGAUUCGACGUUCCGUUUCGAGUCCGGCACUCGAAUUCCAUGUACCAUUUGCAACACGUGUUAGGGAAAGAAUAUAUGUGUAUUAUAUAAAUAAAUGUAUAAGGAAUGUAUGGUAUGCUCCGAGAUUCGAGGGUAGAAUUUCACGCGUACGCUCGCUGGGAACCUGAUCCUUCUGCUCCAAUCGUUAACCUUUCGCGAUGUUGCGACGAUUCCAGAGGAAAAUGUUUCCAAGUUGGAAGCUCUCCCAAAGAAGCUCGGUUGGUCUUGUUGAAAGAAAGAAAUCUUAUCGCAAAAGGUUAACUGGUAAUGUACGCUGGCCUCGAAAGAACUCGUACCACGUCGAACGAGUAGUCGCCAAUCGUCUCGCGCGUCCAAUCGAGUUCUACCAAUGGGAACUCGAUGCGCGGCUACGCGUUUGUGGUGGGAUUACGAGUGGCACGGCCAGAAAUGUCAAAUAAAGGAGGGGGCGAUGUUUUUAUUUUUGUUUAUUUCUGUAAACGUUUUACUUUGAUAUAAACUCAAAUUUCUUAGCGAAUCGAGCAACGCCAUGUUGGUUUAGAAAUUGUGCGUCAAACGUUAUCGGUCUUCGUCGAGGUGUUGCUCGAUUUGUCAUUGCUGCCUUCUGGUGUAUUUUCUUUUAUCCAAUCGUGGCAUUCUACUCGCGAGUCUCGAGGUUCUUGUAAAUAUAGAAGAGAAGCCACGAGAUGAUGUCUCGCUCGAUACGUGAUUCCAUACUCGUUAUGGGGUUCCAAAUUGUGUGGGCAUUGCAUCAGACUGAAGCGAACUCGGCUGUUCAAAGUGUAAUAUAAAUCGUUUAAAGUUUAAUAUAGCUCAUCUUUAUUAUCAUCCGUGUAUCGUUUUGGAACGGUAUGAAAAACGUGUACGAAGGUAUAUCCCUCGCCUUGCUGUAUGUAUGUAUGUAUGUAUGUAUAUGUACCUAUAUAUACGUGCUUACGUAUAACCGAGAUGUAUCACGACGUAUAUUACACACCUCAGUGCGUAUAUGCAAAGACAGAUCGUGGUAUGGUCGCUCCGUAAGCAAAUAAGACACUGUUUUUUAAAGAUCACCUCACGCAAUGAAAAAAGAACUGUCGAACUGUCUCUCUUGAUUCUCAGCGCGGAACUGCCGCACUGGAUGCAAUUGAAGUUGAAUAAAGUUUCUGUUCCCA
Molecule: messenger RNA, 3311 nt
Organism: Hylaeus anthracinus
Lineage: Eukaryota; Metazoa; Arthropoda; Insecta; Hymenoptera; Colletidae
Gene: fd102C
Product: fork head domain-containing protein FD4
Exons: 1
Coding region: 532-1761 (409 amino acids)
Biological process (GO): regulation of transcription by RNA polymerase II; cell differentiation; anatomical structure morphogenesis
Molecular function (GO): DNA-binding transcription factor activity, RNA polymerase II-specific; RNA polymerase II cis-regulatory region sequence-specific DNA binding
Source: RefSeq, a predicted model, not a curated record